AUGAAGCGGCGUCUUUCCGACAACCACGACUCGCAAGACCCCCUCAACAGCACCGUCGUCGCCAAGUGUCGUCGCAUCCAGCGCGCUGACGGCACGGGCGCAUCACCACCGCCCUCGAAUCCAUCAUCGCAGACGCUCGACCCUGCCGAAGCUCCGCCCUCGACCGCUGCCGCACAAGACAAGAGGAUUCUGCAGUGGCUGGACAGCUGCGACGCGAGCCCUGAGCCGUCGCCAGCAAUAGAGACAAUGGCAGCACCGCCCACCCCGCGCAGCGCAGCAACGCAAAACCCCAGUGACGGCCAACGCCGCGCCGCCAGACGCUCUGUACGUGCGCGCACGCACACUUUGCGCACGCCCAGCCCCAGCAAGAAGCCCACACCGCAGUCGUACCGGCGUGGCAACAUGCGCUACGCCAGCGUUUAUGUCGACCACCUCGACCAUCUUCCGCCUGCAGUCGACGUCGAGGUGCGCCGCAUUUUCGGGCUGCAGUCGUUGGCUGAGCUAGCACAGCCACACACACAAGCCAACACACAACCGGAGACACAAGCACGCCUCGCAGCGCUGGCGGCCACAUACAAGGCCGAGUCGCGACUCAAUGCGCGUGAGUGUUCGCUCGAGGGCAAUUGGAAGGGCAGCAUUUUCUCCCUCAUGCGCAAUCUCGCCCUGCUCGCUCCGGGCACCUUGUGCUUGAAUAUGUCGGAGAAGGCUUGGAUCCCGGACCUGAAGCCUGCGGCCCCUUCCCUCGACGGUCUGCAGGAAGCUGGUGAGGAGGGCAAUAGCGGCUUACGCGACCCCUCAGCCGCUCCGACACCGAUUGUCUCCGGCCUGGUUGACUUCAAUUCCCCGGCCGCAGCUGCCGUCACCGCCGUGGGACCCAACACAUCCUUUCCCGGUGACAUUCCUUCCUUGGCCCCCUCGAUCUACUCUUCCACCUAUUCACAAUCCAUCACCACAACCACCAGUCUCAACGCCUCCGACCCCUUCCACAUAUCCACUCCUAAACCUGACAUCACUGUCGGCCUCGAAGAGACCAAUUUCAGCCUACUCCAUCAGCGCCGCCUUGUCCAUCACCAACAGAGCGGCACCGUCCUAAGCGACCCGCACGCCGCCUUCAUGGGCAUGCGAUUCCCCUUCCUGAUUGUGGAAACAAAGGGUCUAAGCGUCAAUGGCAACCUCGUCAGUGCGCAAAAUCAGGCCGCCAUCGGUGGAGCUUGCAUGCUACGUAUCUUGAAAGACCUCGACGAGACUACCGAUUCGCACCCCACUUCCCCGCCGCUGUGCUUCUCCAUUGUUACCGAGGGCCCUGCGCACGAGUUGUGGAUCCACUUCGAACAUGAAGGGGCAUUCCAUAUGGAGGCGCUGAAGUCAUGGCGAAUGACUCGCGCAAACGAUGUGGACGAGUUGGUGCGAGCCCUGGCUGGAAUCAUGGAGUGGGGAAGGGGGACGUUUCGGGCCGGCGUUGUGGCGAGGCUGGACAGCCAGCCUGGUACAAUGAGUGAUGAACACACUGGGAGGUGA
This is a messenger RNA of Ascochyta rabiei, 1518 nucleotides long. RefSeq lists its product as uncharacterized. The coding region runs from base 1 to 1518 and encodes 505 amino acids. The transcript has a single exon. NCBI's taxonomy places the organism in Eukaryota, Fungi, Ascomycota, Dothideomycetes, Pleosporales, Didymellaceae. The record is from RefSeq and is a predicted model, not a curated record.